GCAAAACCCGAUACAUCUUAAUCGUAUAAAAGUCUGUCUCUGCUUGAAAGUUAUUUACAAACUAUUCGAAAAUGUUCAAAGUAAUAUCGUCUUGUUUGCUGUUAACAACAGUAUGUGCCGUCGAAUUCCAGAUUACUAAUAGAGAAAUCGGUCCAAUUUGGGUUGGUAUUCAAGGAAAUUCUGGUAAGCCAGCCUUGGCCAAUGGCGGAUUCAUUCUUGAAGCAGGAGCUACGACGUCAAUACAUGCUCCAGCAGACUGGGCUGGGCGUUUUUGGGCAAGAACCUGGUGCGACUAUAAUAGUAAGCACUGUUUGACGGGAGAUUGCGGAAAUCGACUAGAAUGUGGAGGAAAUGGAGGUGCACCGCCUGCAACUCUAGCUGAAAUUACUCUGAAAGGAUGGCAAGGUCUGGAUUAUUACGAUAUUUCAUUGGUAGAUGGAUACAAUCUGGCAGCUAGUAUGGAACCUGUUGGAGGAAGAGGUGAUGGCGGUCAAUACAGUUGCAAAAAAACCGCCUGCGCUCGCCAUCUCAACGAAGAAUGCCCAAAUGAGCUGAAGUUACACACACAAAGUGGCGUCGUGGGUUGCAAAUCAGCCUGUCUGGCUUUUAAUACUGACCAAUACUGCUGUCGAGGUGCACACAAUAGACCAGAAACUUGUAGAAGUUCAUCAUGGCCUGUGGAUUACCCCAACUUCUUCAAGUCUCGCUGCCCAGACGCUUACAGCUACGCAUACGACGAUCACAAGAGCACUUUCACUUGCCGGGCAGAAAAAUAUAUAAUUGUUUUUGGAUUGUAGGUGUGAAAGACUCGUCUUAAUGAGUAUGAAUCACGUAUGAAUUCCAAUAAAAAGUUUUCUAGCAAUCAA
This is a messenger RNA of Leptinotarsa decemlineata (Colorado potato beetle), 866 nucleotides long. RefSeq lists its product as uncharacterized. The record is from RefSeq and is a predicted model, not a curated record. NCBI's taxonomy places the organism in Eukaryota, Metazoa, Arthropoda, Insecta, Coleoptera, Chrysomelidae.